This is a messenger RNA of Rotaria sordida, 1105 nucleotides long. The record is from the annotation of a GenBank genome assembly. NCBI's taxonomy places the organism in Eukaryota, Metazoa, Rotifera, Eurotatoria, Philodinida, Philodinidae.
UAAUUAGAUUAAAUUUCUUAUUUUAGAUGAUGCAAAAAAAUUAAUUGAAGAAUUAGCACAUGAAAAAUCUCGUCUUGCAAUUGAACUUGAAAAACAUCGUUCUGAAAAUACUGAUUUACAAACAAAACUUUCUCGUAUUGAUCGUGAUGCACGUGGAUAUGAAUCACGUUUAAAACAAUAUGAAAAUGAAAUAGCUGAAUUAAAAGCACGUUGUAAUUCAAUUACAUCAGAUACAACACGUAAAAUAGAAGAGAAUGAAAUUCUUCAAAAUUUAAAUAAUGAUUUUGAAAAACAAAUAUCAGCAUUAAAACGUCAACUUGAAUCGGAAACUUUACUACGUAUUGAUCUUGAAAAUAAAAAUAAAACAUUACGUGAAGAAUUAGAAUUUAAUGAACAAGUUCAUGAAACACAUAUACAACAAAUCAAAGAACAACAAUGUUAUGAAAUUAUUCAUAAUGAUGGUUUACGACAACAAUAUGAUGAUAAACUUUUACAAGAAUUACAACAAUUACGAACACAAAAUGAUCAAGAAAUUAUUUUAUUACGAGAAGAAAUUGCUGUACAAUAUGAAAAAAAGAUUGAAGAUUUACAAAUUACCAAUCGUCGUUAUGUUGAACAAAUAAAUAAUUAUCGUACUGAUUUAAUAUCAUAUCGUGAACGUAUUGAAGAAACAAUCAAAACUCGUGAUAUAUGUAAUGAAAAAAUAUUACAAUUAGAACAACGUUGUCGUGAUUUAGAAGAUCGUACAUAUCGUACACAACAACAACAACAUGAAUCAUUAAAUGAACGUGAUGAAGAAAUACAAAAUCUUAAAUCUAUUAUUGAACAAAUGCAAAAUGAUUAUCAAAAUUUACUUGAUACGAAAAUUGGACUUGAUCGAGAAAUUUCAACAUAUAGAAAAUUACUUGAUUCAGAAGAAGAACGAUUGAAUAUUGGUAAUCGAUUAGGACCUAUAUCAGUUAUAAAUAGUACUGAAACAUCAACAAUGAAUGAUGAAUCCGUAGCAAUAGUAACACCAAGUUUAACACAACGACAACGUCAUAAACGUGCACGUGUUGAAGUUGAUGAUGAUGAUAUGAUUAUUACAAAUGGUAAUGGACAUUAA